Botrytis cinerea B05.10 is the source of this 3608-nucleotide messenger RNA. RefSeq lists its product as hypothetical. Lineage: Eukaryota; Fungi; Ascomycota; Leotiomycetes; Helotiales; Sclerotiniaceae. The record is from RefSeq and is a predicted model, not a curated record. The transcript has 4 exons. Bases 71 to 3160 code for a protein of 1029 amino acids.
GCCCUCUUUCCCUAAAGCUGGGAAAAGGAAUUACUCACCAUGUAAGUUCAUUUCAUCCCGAUAAGUUCACAUGACCAUUCCUUUCAUUCCGGUUCACAAUGUAAUACUUUCGCCCUUUACUGUCUAUCUUGUCCUUGCAUCAUUUGCUUUUUCUCAAAUGGAAGACAACCACCAAUCUCGUAAGCGCAGACACGCUCAUGGGCACGAAAGUGAACAUUUAGAGCCGAGAAAACACCACAAGCAUCACAAUCACCAUAGCACAAGUCCAAGAUAUGAUCGAAUCCUUUCUCCAAAAACAUCCGUGGAAAAAAGACCGCCACUCGUAAUCAGAGAUCGGAAUGAACUAUCUGCGGGCAGAGAUUAUGUUCGCAACUGGCUUGCACAUACUCAAAAUGAGGACAUCAUCGAACCGCCAAAACAAUUUAAUGCUGAAUUAGACUCCAGUCGCCCACAGAAGAAAUCAAGGUGUUUGGGUCAUGACCAUACAGCACAUGGACCUGUCGAGAUUAGAAACAUAACAGAUCCGAGGCCGAAGCCUUAUCAAGAGCACGCAUCAUCUGAUAGUUCUUUACUCGAAGCUUCAAAGAUGCCAGUGGUAGAUGAACGAACCAGAAUCCCUCAAAAAACAAACGUCGCCAUCCGUGGCCAUGUCAAGGAACGAACUCGAUCUCACAAAAACCAAAUGAAUGUGCUAUCAACUGUAACUUCCACUUCGUCUGGAUCUUCUGCGGUGCAGCCAAAACAAGGAGCAUUUGAGAAAAGAGCGCGCCAUAAGACAAGGGAAGACCGGUAUGACACAAAGAGGAAAGCCGAUAAAUCAGAAGCUGUCGAUAAGCGAAUUAGAACAAGGCGAGAAAAAAGAGGCGACCGAAAGAAGGCCGCAAGAAAGGCUAGUGAGGAUCUGAUGAACAAUUUCGCAUCAAACAAGAUAGGCCAAGAUCGUUUAACAGUACGCCCUUCAAAUGGCCCGGGCAUCUUUCAAAAUGGCAGAGCUUCUUCUCCACCGAGACGACGAGGAUUACCCGACCUCGCUUUCUCGGAAAUGGAAUUCCUUCAACGCUCUGGGAAGAAGUCGCAUGUCAACGAUUCUAUUGUGGUUCCUAAAAGUCAGGCCAAGGAAAAGAGGAAGGCUGCGCGAGCGCAAGAUGAGAUAGCAGAAUUCUUUAAACCAUCCAAGACGCCAGUAAGGGAUAAUAGUUCCACUAUGGACCAUCUCACUUCUCCAACUUCAAUAGCUAAAGUCUCUCUAUAUGAGAGACAACUGAGAAAAGACCGGGAGAAUGAUCGACAUUGGUACUACACGGAGGAUUUGACGGCUCGUAUUGGCAAGAAGAGAAGUCAUUUAAUGGAGCCUGCCAGUAAGCAGGUGCAAUUCAAUGAAUUGCAAUUCCCGGAGAAACUCACUCCCAAACUUCACUCCGAGGAGAUCAGCAAUCGCAAGGUGCAUUACGAAACUGUAGAUAGCGUUGUGACGUGGUCAGAGUCCCAGAAUUCUCCUGGUGCUACUAUGGCCUCACGUCGAGCAAAAGAACAAUAUUGUCAGAGGCAGAUAAGUGCAACGCCGGACUCGAUACGGAAUUCUAUCGAAAGAACGGGUAUAUUUAAGGAUACAGGUAUUGAGAGUUCAAGUCGACGAAAGUCGAAUAUACAACAGCCUGUGAAUGAAGAACUGCAAGGGGCAGGAGGAAAAGAUGUCAUAUCCACCAUAGAUAGUCCAGUUGAGACGAGCAGAGAGUUUUCUAACCUGGGCAAAGAUUCUAUUAUCAAUUCCCAUGAGAUUGGCCGACCCCCAAGUUUUCAGCAACCGGAUUGUUUGCCUCAACUUCCGUCGCACAUGCAAAAGAAAACAGAACAACCCUUGUCGAAAGGGAAAAUUCCCAUCGCAGUGGAUGUUCGCGACGAUGGACUCCGCAGAAUUGUUGUUGAGUAUUAUGAUUCAAAUCGUGGCUGGUACCGGGGGGAAGAAUCUGAAUCACCUUUCAGAUCACCAGAACAUCCAUCUAAGCCAACGACUGCACUUAUAACAAGACCACUUACCCGCCAACAAAUAGCACGUAAUGCGAGAAUUAAACGUCCAUCAACCACCCUUCCAGUGAUCCGGGAAACUAGCGACGAAAGCCGAGAAAAUCCCAUUUCGUCAAUGUCUAGUAUUUCAGGAAAAGGGAUACAGCGAACAGAAUCUGCUUCUGUGCGGUCAUCAAGCGGGAAGGGAGACAUGCAGAGACAUACAUCUUCUACCAAUGCCAGUGAGCAAUUAGAUGAUGACAUACUUGAGCCACGGGUGUCUGAGCAGAUGUUUCCGCAGACGAAUUCCCAAUUCCAGCAACAAAGCAUCAAAAACAUGAGCAGAAAUUCGGUUUCCCAGACUACAAUUUUAGAUGGAGAGAGAAAGCAGCCCCCCGAGGUAAGAACGGCCAACAUGAAUGGUAGAACAUUUACACCUUUAAGGGCAACCUCACACAAAAGCCCAAGCAGGAAUUAUUUGCAAUUCUCAACUCAGCCUCCGCCCUGGAUAGAACAUGGAAGUUAUCAUGAACUGUCAAGGCAACAUUUUCCAUCUAUCCCCCGUUCACCACUUAUUCGAGUUCCAUCGCUCUAUGCUCGACAAAUGGAACCGAAGCAAGAGGAAGGUCAAAUUACGAAUGGUGCAUUCAAUGAAAAGCGUGAAGAAUAUGGAUCCUACAAAUUGCAAGAACCUUGUUUCGGCGUGGAAGCGUAUGAAGAGAAUCGGGACAAUUUAGAAACAGAAUUGAAAACGUCUUACGGUGUGGACGGCGUCCUUGAUAGUCGCCGAUACAUGGAUGAUCUUGGUGAGCUUGGACCUCAAGAAGCAAACGUGUAUCGCAAUUCAAUAUCAGGAUACGAAAUGGCCGGACUUCGCUACGAUAAUCCGAAUCGCCAUUUCCGAGCCAAUGAAUAUCACAUUCAAGAUGUUCGAGGGGAAGAAUACAGCCCUUGGGAUAGUGACAAUCAUUUUCUUCAGGAGCCUUGGAUUGAGAAUCGGCAAGAUUUACAACAACCCUAUGAAAUUGAGUAUCAUAACGAUCAAUUGGUCCGACCUUCGUUUCCUUCAUACCGGGAACUAAAUGAAGGCCGGGACGAGAAUGCUUCGGAGACUAUCUUGAUGCAGAGAUUUUGGCGGCCAAAUCCUCAAUACUGAGAAGAUGGAGACCAAUUGUGUUGUAAUUUGUAAAGGCUAGACGGAGCGAUAUCAGAAUUUGGAGCAUCUUGGAGACGUUCUAUCUCUAUGCCUUGAUUUAUUCACCGAGACGUUAUAUUAUCAGCACAUCCACAGAUUCAGGGGAAGAAUCGAAAAGAUUAGGACUGAAUGGUAUGGUACUGCAUGUCCAACAUAAAAUUUGACAGAAACUUGCUCACAGUCCUCAUUGUCUCCAAUUUUAGCUCGAAUUUGAGUUAUUUAUUUGAAAAUUUCAAUUCCUAUGACCCUUUGAUGAUCCAAAAGGCCUGUCAGGACCAACGCCCCUAUGAUCGGAAAAAACCGCUGCGACAAGAUCCUAAAAUAUCCGUGUGUACUGACAUCAUGUGAUCACAUGACCCACAAGGCUGAGGUUGGCGGGGCGCAUGUCAAAUGGUUCAAAUCCCAUUCA